AUGCGGACUCAUAUUUCAAUCCCGUACUUCGAGAUCGAGUACGCCCGGGACAUCGACAAGGUUCUGAAGCAUCUCUUGCGAGUCGAAGAAAGUCUUUCUCAGAGCAUCCAUGGUGCUCUCAUGGAUGUUGAAGAAGAUGAUUAUAUUGAGGGAGAUAUCCGCGAUGCCCGUUGUGCACGGAUUAUACUUCUGGGUAUAAAGGAGGACUUUAAGGACGAUCCCAUCGCAUUUAGCAAGAUCGAAACAGCGAUUGAAAAGCUACGGUUUAUCCAAAGAGAACUAAUCAAUAUUCAAAUCAGGAACUCCAGAUUGAGAAGGGCUUCGAACCAAGGUGGAUCGACGUGA
Messenger RNA from Daldinia childiae, 345 nucleotides. RefSeq lists its product as uncharacterized. NCBI's taxonomy places the organism in Eukaryota, Fungi, Ascomycota, Sordariomycetes, Xylariales, Hypoxylaceae. The record is from RefSeq and is a predicted model, not a curated record. The coding region runs from base 1 to 345 and encodes 114 amino acids. The transcript has a single exon.